This is a messenger RNA of Carica papaya (papaya), 1647 nucleotides long. Its product is annotated as Tetratricopeptide repeat (TPR)-like superfamily protein. The record is from RefSeq and is a predicted model, not a curated record. NCBI's taxonomy places the organism in Eukaryota, Viridiplantae, Streptophyta, Magnoliopsida, Brassicales, Caricaceae. Gene Ontology annotation, molecular function: protein binding.
CCUCUCUAAAAUCUAAAUCGAAUCGUUCUGCUUCUCCCGUCUUCUUCAGCUCUCUCUCCCUCUCUCUCUCAUUCACCCACCAGUCUUUUCUUCACCUUUUGGAGAGAAACAGGAAAGAAAACAAGAUCUCUUUCUUCAAAGAUGUUGCAAGAUGUGUGGAAUGCUCCUCCUGGUUUCAGGCCUACUAAGUCAGCACCAACUUCUCCGGCAAAGCCUCUUGGUAUCUCGAGAACUCGGUCAGAGUCAUUCCACGCCAUCCACAAAGUACCAGUUGGCGACACGCCCUAUGUCAGAGCAAAGAACGUUCAGUUGGUGGACAAGGAUCCAGAAAAGGCAAUUCCUUUGUUUUGGGCGGCCAUUAAUGCAGGGGACAGGGUUGACAGUGCUUUAAAGGAUAUGGCUAUUGUGAUGAAGCAACAAAAUCGGGCUGAAGAAGCCAUUGAAGCCAUAAAGUCGCUGCGAAAUCGCUGUUCUGAUCAAGCUCAGGAAUCUCUUGAUAAUAUUCUUUUGGAUCUCUACAAGAGAUGCGGAAGACUUGAUGACCAAAUUGCUCUGUUGAAGCAUAAGUUGUAUUUGAUUCAACAAGGUCUGGCUUUCAACGGGAAGCGAACCAAGACAGCUAGGUCUCAGGGAAAGAAGUUCCAAGUCUCCGUGGAGCAAGAAGCAACUCGGUUACUGGGAAAUUUGGGAUGGGCAUUGAUGCAACAGAACAAUUACAUUGAAGCAGAAGAUGCAUAUAGGCGAGCACUAUCGAUAGCACCUGAUAAUAACAAGAUGUGUAAUCUGGGUAUCUGCUUGAUGAAGCAAGGGAGGAUUACCCAGGCCAAGGAGACGUUGAGACGAGUGAAACCUGCAGUUGCAGAUGGACCAAGAGGCGUAGAUUCUCAUCUAAAAGCCUAUGAAAGGGCACAGCAGAUGCUCAAUGACCUUGAAUCUGAGAUGAUGAAGAAGGGAAGAGAUCAGGUUGAGCAGAGCAGGCUUUUUGAUACUUUCCUUGGUUCUUCAUCAAUUUGGCAGCCCCAGCCCUGCAGGGACCAAGUUGGUUUGCCAGCCACUUGUGCAGCAAUCAAGCCUUUUGAUGAUUUUGCUGAUGAAAAUGUUGACUCAAAUAUAAUGGCAAACCAUUUGGUUCCUCCACAGAAGAGGAGCAUUAAGCAAGCUCCUCCUCCUCCUCCUCCUCCUCCUUUCUAUGGAAACUCACUGAAUAGUGAUGCACCCCCUUUCUAUUCAUUAAAGUUUUUUAACGAUCCAAUUGCAAAAAACCCAAUUGGGAAUCAGUUUCAUGAGACCCUGAAGCGCACAAGGUCUUGGAAUGCUGCUAAUGGUCUGAGGGUGAGUGAAUUGGGGGAGAAUGCAAAACCAUUUGCUGCAGAUCCAGAGAAACCAGAAGUGAAGACAAGAAGGUUAUCUGAAGAAAAUAGGAAUAAGUUGACAGAGUUGUUACCUGACAAUAAGGACUUCGAAGAGGCCAUUAUUGCUGCAGUUCUUGGACCAACAAAUGAAGCAGGAGGGAAGGCCAAGGAAACUGGCGACAAUAUGGGGAUCUUUCAGAAGAAAGUGGAAAAAAGGCUUAAGGUUUUUCAAGAUAUCACUCUCUCUUUGAGUCCAAGAGCCUGAACUAAUUUAAUAUGGAGGUCUUUCAGAAGA